Messenger RNA from Otolemur garnettii (small-eared galago), 1430 nucleotides. It is a transcript of the gene POMK, whose product is annotated as protein-O-mannose kinase. NCBI's taxonomy places the organism in Eukaryota, Metazoa, Chordata, Mammalia, Primates, Galagidae. Gene Ontology annotation, molecular function: ATP binding; protein kinase activity; carbohydrate kinase activity. The record is from RefSeq and is a predicted model, not a curated record. Gene Ontology annotation, biological process: protein O-linked glycosylation; carbohydrate phosphorylation; protein phosphorylation. Bases 366 to 1418 code for a protein of 350 amino acids. Gene Ontology annotation, cellular component: endoplasmic reticulum membrane. The transcript is spliced from 3 exons.
ACUUCGUGAUAAGUGAAAACUGUGAAAUUCAGAUUCCAAUGUCCAUAAGUAAAUGUGCUCACUCGUUGCCGUGCUGUCCAGCACUGCUUUCAUCCACGCCAACGGUUGGGUAACCGACAGGUGGGAGGUGGCCUGUCCUUGCUUGGCAUCAUGAAUCACAGUUACUUGGUUGUCACUCGAUUUUGACUUUUGAUCCCUAAGUCUAAAUAUUUACUGUUUGCCCUUAAUAGAGAAAACAUUUGCUGAUCCCUGCCCUGAAGUCUAAGUUGAGACACAUGGUUUCUUUAGACGUGGUGGGGGAAGGAUGGUGGUCAUCAUCUCAUCCAUUUCUUUAAGAGUGCCUGGAAACCACAGAGGGUAGAACCAUGGAGAAGCAGCCCCGGGACAGCAGGAAAGGCCCGGUGCCCAGGGAGGUGCCCCCAGCAGUCAGGCUGCUGCUGGCCAUGGCCCUCAUGAAUGCGCUGCUCUACCUCUGCCUGGGCCGGGUCUUCAUCUCCCCCCAGCAUUACUCGGGGAACCCGGGGCACUGUCCCUACGGCCACUUCAAGAUAGGACAGAUGAAAAACUGCUCGCCGUGGCUGUCCUGCGAGCAGCUGAGAACAGAAGUGAGGCAGCUGAAGUGUGCUGGGGAAGGAGCUGUGAAAAGGGUCUUUCUUUCUGAGUGGAAGGAACAAAAAGUUGCUCUCUCUCGUCUCACCAGUCUAGAGAUGAAAGAGGAUUUCCUCCAUGGACUGCAGAUGCUGAAAUCCCUGCAGAGCAAACAUGUUGUCACGCUGCUUGGCUAUUGUGAGGAUGACAACACCAUUCUUACAGAGUAUCACCCCUUAGGCUCCUUGAGCAACCUGGAAGUAACACUGAAUCUCUCCAAGUACCAGCACAUGAACACAUGGCAGCACAGGCUGCAGCUGGCCACAGACUACGUCAGGGUCAUCAGCUACCUGCACCGCAGCCCCCUGGGCACGCUGGUCAUGUGCGACUCCAAUGACCUACCCAAGACGCUCUCCCAGUAUCUGCUGACCAGUAAUUUCAGCAUCGUGGUGAACGACCUGGAUGCCUUGCCCCUGGUGAACCACAGCUCUGGGACACUUGUGAAGUGCGGCCACAGGGAAUUGCAUGGGGAUUUUGUGGCUCCGGAGCAGCUGUGGCCCUUUGGGGAGGGUGUGCCUUUUGAUGACGAUCUCAUGCCCUCAUACGACGAGAAGGUCGACAUCUGGAAGAUCCCAGACGUCUCCAGUUUCCUUCUGGGACAUGUCGAAGGAAGCGACAUGGUUCGAUUCCAUUUGUUUAAUAUUCACAAGGCAUGUAAGAGCCAGACUGCUGCAGAGAGGCCCAGUGCUGAGGACGUUCUGGACACUUACCAGAAGGUUUUUAAUUCACUCAGAGAUACCGUGAUGUCUCAGACAAGGGAAAUGCUUUAAAAACUGGUCCAA